This is a messenger RNA of Lolium perenne, 1425 nucleotides long. Its product is annotated as GDSL esterase/lipase At5g55050. Gene Ontology annotation, molecular function: hydrolase activity, acting on ester bonds. Lineage: Eukaryota; Viridiplantae; Streptophyta; Magnoliopsida; Poales; Poaceae. The record is from RefSeq and is a predicted model, not a curated record.
GAGUGGAAGCAAGAACCAAGUUAGUGAGGACCGUCAUCUACCAUGGGGUACGACCUGGCCAUGAAGCAGGUGCUUGUAGCUGUCCUUGCUAUAAUCUCCAUCCGGCGGCACUUGGUCGCCGCCGCUAGCGAUGCGGUCCAGCCGAGUAGCAAUGCCUCAAAGCAAGUACCGGCGAUGUACGUGUUCGGGGACUCGACGCUAGACGUCGGGAACAACAACUACUUGGCGGGGGUAGACGUCCCUAGAGCAAACACGCCACUUCACGGCAUCGACUAUCCGGGAUCCAAGCCGACCGGGCGGUUCAGCAACGGGUACAACAUCGCAGACUCCAUCGCAAAGAAGCUGGGACUGAAGGAGAGCCCUCCAGCCUAUCUGUCGCUCGCACAAGGAACCACCCCCCUGGUCGUCACUGCUCUCGCUGAAGGUGUGAGCUAUGCUUCCGCAGGAGCCGGCAUUCUGGACUCCACUCACGCGGGGGACAACAUCCCGUUAUCGAAGCAGGUGAUGUACUUCGAGUCUACCAAGGCCAAGAUGCAGGCGAAGGUGGGCAGCGCUGCGGUGCGCAUCCUGCUCUCAAGAUCAUUCUUCCUCAUCAGCGUCGGUAGCAACGACCUGUUCGUGUUCGCAGGUGCACCGACCGACGUUGUCGCGCUCUACUCCAGCCUCAUCUCCGGCUACAACACCACUAUCACGAGCUUGUACAACAUGGGCGCGAGGAAGUUUGGGAUCCUCAACGUGGGGCUGCUAGGCUGCGUGCCCACAGUGCGGGUGCUCAACUCUACCGGGGCGUGCAACGAUGGCCUCAAUCUGCUUGCGGCCGGCUUUGACGACGCGCUCAAGUCCCUCCUAGCCAGCCUCGCCGCCAAGCUGCCAGGCCUCGUCUACUCCCUCGCCGACUUCUACAGCCACACAGAAGUCACCUUCGCAAAUCCACAGGCAUCUGGGUACGUAAACAUAGACAGCGCGUGCUGCGGGAGUGGGAGGCUGGGGGCAGAAAGUGACUGCCUACCUAACUCGGCGCUAUGCGGUGACCAUGACAAGUUCGUCUUCUGGGACCGGGUGCAUCCUUCGCAGAGGGCCGGAGAGCUCAGCGCAGCGGCAUUCUACGAUGGACCAGCCGAGUUUACAGCGCCCAUCAACUUCAAGCAGCUGGCCCGGAAGAUCUAGGCCAUGAAUCUGUCUACAAUAUACCCCUCACGGACUGGAUCGAUCCAUAGUGUAACUUUGCAACUAGCGCUGCCCGCUAGGCUUUUUUUUUUCACAUGUCGUGUUUGUCACAGUCUUAAUGUCAAAAGUUUCAAGUGUUUAUUUUAUCUUAUACUCUCCUUUCUUUCCCCCAUUCAUUACAAAUAAACAAUGUUCUAAUCAUGAAUAAAUUGUAAAGUUGUCUUCGGGCCCUUAUUUAUUACAUGAUUAUAUUUCUAA